AUGAGAUCCAAUGACUGGUGGCCGUUACUGUGGAUAUGCAUAUUCCUCUGGUUCCAUGCUUACUCCGUCGGUGGUCAAUCACCGAAACCAAUUAUAAUCACCACGUGUCCGAGUCAGCUGUCGGACCAGUCAUGUUCCUGUUACGACUUUGAAGACGGCAUUUUUCUCGAAUGUCCAGGAGCUACUGGAACGGGUGUGCGCAACGCACUGUCUUCGGUGACUGGAGGCUUGAUUCAGUCACUAAGCAUCUACGACCUGGAAUCCACCGUAUCUUCCUUAUCGACCGAUCUAUUUCCUCCAGACACCAAACUCAGACAGCUUCAAAUAUCCCACUCCAACUUGUCUGUAAUUGAAGAAGAUGGGUUGAACAACAUUAAAAGUUUAGAGUCUUUUUCAAUGCUAUCCGGUAAACUACGGGAAAUACCGCAAAAAGCGUUUAAUGCUUUGACACUGUUAAAGACAAUUGAUAUUGAAUCCAACGAUAUAGCUGAACUGGGUAGUUAUGCGUUCUCUGGCUUACAGUUAAUAAAAAUCAACCUCAAGGGUAACUCAAUAAUUAAAAUAUCAGAGUACUCAUUCGCUGGCCUGGAAAAUAGUCUCACUGAGCUCGAUCUGUCUGAUAACAAGAUAAAAACUUUUCCAACGUCCGCCGUCAGACGGUUAGAGCGUCUCAUGUCCUUGAGAAUUGCAUGGAACGAAAUAGCAUCUAUUCACGACGACCGUUAUUCAUUCAUGAAAAGUCUGGUGCAGCUAGACUUGAGCUUCAACAAUUUUGAAUCUGUUCCUGAAGAUGCAUUCCGAUUAUUUCCUAAGCUCAAGAUGUUGUCUCUUUACUACAAUUCGGUUGAAAGCAUACACAAACGAGGUUUCAGCACGCUGAUUGAACUCGAAAGUAUCGACAUUAGUCGCAACAAAAUAGUGUUCAUGGACUGUAGCACGUUCAAAUACAACAUUCACUUACGGACAAUUGACUUAAGCCAUAAUCAUAUUCAUUACAUUAGUGGAUUGUUUGCUAAUCUUCCCGAGCUCAGAGAACUAUUUCUUUCCGAAAACAAUAUACUGGAGAUUUCGGGUGACUCGUUUUCCAAUUCUCCGAAGUUAUCUGUUAUAUACAUUCAACAAAACGCUAUAAGAAUAAUCGAAUCUGGCGCUUUUUCAAGUUCACCCGAUCUUAUGCAAAUUUAUUUGAGUGACAAUUAUAUAGAAACCAUAGAUGCUCAUGUAUUUUUUUAUUGUAACAAACUUACAUCAUUGAGCUUGGACAACAACCACAUUUCCAACAUCGAAAACGGUGCAUUCCGAAACAACAGUCGACUUAAAGAACUCAGAUUGCAAAAUAAUAAACUAUCGAAAAUAUUACGAACACAGUUCGAGACGUUACCUGAAUUAUUGGAAUUACAUUUGCAAAACAACGCGAUAAAGGAAGUUGAAUCUGGUGCAUUCAAAACGCUCAAAAGUUUACAACACAUUAAUCUCCAAAGCAACGUCCUCACUCAUUUAGGCGACGUAUUCCUACAUGACGCUCCAUCAUUAGUGUCUAUACAAAUUGAUUCCAACGUGUUGGCCAGUUUAAAUAACAAGUCACUUCAAGGUCAAUCCAAUCUAAAAGUAAUGUGGCUUAGCCACAACAAACUAACCAAACUUGAUAAAUCCCUGUUUGCUGACUUGUAUCAAGUACAAAGGAUUUACUUGAACAAUAAUUCCAUUGAGCACAUUGAACUGGGGACAUUCGAGUCGAUGCAAGCAUUGGUGUUUCUAGAUCUUAGUUUCAAUCAAUUGCAAGAAAUUUCUUCUAAAACGUUCGCAGAACUCAGAGGUCUGAAUGAACUGCAUCUGACGGAUAACCGUAUAUCACGAAUAGACGCAAAUUCGUUCGCGGCGCUGAAAAAAUUAACGGGUCUUAACUUGUCCAACAACCCACUUACGAAAUUGCAUAAGUACAUGUUUCAAAAAGAUUUACCCAUUCAAAAUUUAUAUCUUAACAAUUGCUCUUUAAGAAACAUUGAAAACGGAACAUUUUCAAAUUUAAACGUUCUUAACGAACUUUACCUGACACACAACUACUUAUUUGCUGAUGCGUUACUCCAAGUAGACGUGCCUACGUUGACUGUCUUGGAUGCAUCUUACAACAAUUUAGAUGGCCUUAAUUCGACUGUCUUAAAGUACCUGCCAAACGUAAAGAAUGUGUAUUUAGACCAUUGUAACAUAGGUCAAAUUUUAGCCACGACAUUUAAAUUCAACCUCGAAGUCUCUUCAAUGUCUUUGUCGGACAACAAACUGACAGCACUACCUGCAGAUUUGUUCAAAAGACAGACAAGCUUAAAAAUUCUCAUUUUAGAUGGGAACGAUUUCAACACCAUGCCCUACGCUACAUUGGCGAACUGCGAGAACUUGCAAAAACUAUCCGUGGCCCGAAAUAUGUUAACUGAAUUAGAUAUGACGAAACUAACUAGUAUGAAAAACCUUCAAAGCCUCUCGAUCUCUGAAAAUCGAGUUCAAAUACUCGCCGGAUUUCCAUCUUCGCUUUUCACGAAUUUGACUGAUUUGAACUUGGCAAACAACAUACUGUCGUCAUUGCCACUCAAUUUUUUUCAGUCACUAGAACGUCUAGAUAUGUCCAAUAAUCAUUUCAGGAAAGUGCCUCCGUUGCUCAAGAGUCUUCAAUUCUUGAAUCUCACCCACAACCCACUGGGCCAAAUAUGUGAAACUACAAAACCCAUGACAAUUGAGAACAUCGAUUUAAAGGAACUCCACGUGUGUGGAACGAAUUUAUCGGUUCUGGCCAGUAACGAUUUUUUGUCUUUCACAAAUCUUCACCGUUUGUUCAUAUCUGGUAAUAAAAUAUCAAAAAUAUCACCCGGCACGUUCAGCGUUCUCGAAGAACUCCACACGCUCGACUUGAGUAAUAAUCGCAUGGAAUUUCUGCCCCAAGAAAGACUACAAGGACUAUCACAUUUGCGAUUGUUGAAUUUGUCAAGGAAUUCAAUUAAAGAAAUUGAAGACCUUUCUUCAGACUUGAUAUCGUUGCAGGUGCUUGAUAUUUCAUACAAUCAACUAGAAAAAAUCAGCAAAGGAUUGUUCCGAAACUUGGAAAGCUUGGCUGAACUAUAUUUAUACGGAAAUUCGCUAUCAUUUGUAUCACCAGACGCUUUUCGAUCACUAAAAAAACUCAAGAUAUUAGAUUUAGGUAAAAAUAAUUUCAAAAACUUGCCCAUAAACGCUCUAAGGCCAUUGGAAACACAAAUAAAAAGUUUGCGUACAGAAGAAAAUCCAAUAAACUGUGACUGCGACCAACAAGAGCUAUGGGAAUGGAUAAGAGACCACCAAAAAUUGACGUCUGAUUUAAGCACGAAAGGCUUGAUCUGUCAAUAUCCAUUGGAACUCAGAGGCCGGAAGUUCAUGGAACUUGAACCUCCUGCAUUUUGUGCCAUGCCCGUCGUACUCAAACUCGCAAUUCAAGACAUUCAACCGUACUCGAUAUUUGUGUCGUGGAAAGGGCGAAAUCACACAGGCCUACACGGUUACAGAGUAGCGUAUUAUCCGAUCGAAGAUCCAGAUUAUCCAGCAGCGGCCAUUUCAUCAGUCGCCGUAACGCCUAAUAUCAUGAACAAAUUUCUUGAUAAAAAUACUCAGACUACUCUCUUGGAUAACCUGAAACCCGAGACCCGGUACUUGGUAUGUGUGUUGGGCCUUGGAAAUUGGAUACCACUGAAUAGUUCGCACCAUCUACAGGACGGAUCUCAAAGUAGUCGUUGCACCGAAGUAAAGACGUUGGAAGGCGACAUGGCAUUUUACUCCGACGAACAUCACAAGAGCUCAAUACUCACGAGGCGGUUAGGUCUGAUCAUCGGCAGCUGUUUGGGUUGUGUCGUGUUUAUUGUGUUGGUGUCCGUGCUUGGGUAUCUGAAAAUAAAAAAACAAAGAGAAGAUACGAAAAGGGAACAGCCACUUCCACCCGAGUAUCUGUCGUACAGGCAUUUUUCUUUGCAUACCACCGACCCAAUUGUCGCGGGUCCAGCUUUGAGUCAAAUCGGCCCGAUUACUAGUGUACAUUAA
This is a messenger RNA of Macrosiphum euphorbiae (potato aphid), 4056 nucleotides long. The record is from the annotation of a GenBank genome assembly. NCBI's taxonomy places the organism in Eukaryota, Metazoa, Arthropoda, Insecta, Hemiptera, Aphididae.